CCCUCGUGCCCCCUCAGGCGCCCCCGCGCGCCUCCUCGCGCCCCCUCAGGUGUGUCGCGCGCCCCCUCAGGCGCGCCUCCCUCCCGCCCCUCCCGGCCCCCUCAGACGGGUCGCGCUCCCCCUCAGGAGCCCUCGCCUCCCCUCAGGCCGCCAUGGCCACCCCGCCCAAGCGCAGCAGGGCCGAAGGACGCCUCAAGAAGGUCGCCGUGGAGGGCAAUAUCGCUGCAGGGAAAUCCACCUUUGUGAAUAUUCUGAAGCAAGCUGGUGAAGAGUGGGAAGUGGUUCCUGAGCCUGUAGCUAGAUGGUGCAAUGUCCAGCAAAGCUCUGGAGACGAUUGUGAGGAGCUGACCACGUCCCAGAAGAGUGGAGGGAAUGUGCUGCGUAUGAUGUACGAGAAGCCAGAGAGGUGGGCUUUCACCUUCCAGACGUACGCGUGCCUCAGCAGGAUCCGGGCACAGCUCAAAUCCCUGGAUGGCAAACUCCAGGAUGCACACAAUCCCGUGGUUUUCUUCGAGCGCUCUGUCUACAGCGACAGAUACAUCUUUGCUGCUAAUUUAUACGAGUCUGACUGCAUGAGCGAGACCGAGUGGACAAUUUACCAGGAUUGGCACGACUGGAUGAAUAAACAGUUUGGCUCAAGGCUGGCGCUGGAUGGGAUCAUUUAUCUCCGAGCCACUCCUGAGAAAUGCUUGAAUAGGAUUUAYUUGCGUGGAAGAGAUGAAGAACAAGAAAUCCCCAUUGAAUAUUUGGAGAAGCUUCACUACAAACAUGAAAGUUGGCUCCAGCACAGGACACUGCGAACAGAUUUUGACUAUCUACAGGAAAUUCCGAUUUUAACGCUCGAUGUUAACGAAGACUUCAAAGGGAAAAAGGACAGAUAUGAUCACAUGAUCGAAAAGGUCAAGGAAUUUUUGAGCACACUAUAACCCUCUUUGAAGCGCAGAGUCAAACCAUUCCACACAUCUGUGCCAUCAGUCUCAAGUGCAGCUUCUUCCUGGUUUUAUAGGAGCCUAUGGAGAGGCACGACUCAGUCCUGGUGAUUUGGUUGUGAGGAGCAAAUAAACUUUGUGAAUAGGGCAAUUACUAAAUAAAUCGGUACGAAUGCUCAGUAUUAUGUUAGGUAACAUGCACAGAUUCUGAAGAGACACAGAUUCUGGGCAUUCCGAGAUACUGCGCUAGCUUUUGAUUUGACUGAUGAAUUCUAGAGUAUUUUAUAGAUUUUUCAAUUUCUUUUGUGCCCAACUGCUGUUUUAAUCGUGAAGAAGGUAGUGGGUUUUUAGAU
Messenger RNA from Malurus melanocephalus (red-backed fairy wren), 1282 nucleotides. It is a transcript of the gene DCK, whose product is annotated as deoxycytidine kinase. The transcript has 7 exons. Gene Ontology annotation, biological process: nucleobase-containing compound metabolic process. Gene Ontology annotation, cellular component: mitochondrion; cytoplasm. The record is from RefSeq and is a predicted model, not a curated record. The coding region runs from base 153 to 926 and encodes 257 amino acids. Gene Ontology annotation, molecular function: deoxycytidine kinase activity; ATP binding. NCBI's taxonomy places the organism in Eukaryota, Metazoa, Chordata, Aves, Passeriformes, Maluridae.